This is a messenger RNA of Drosophila subpulchrella, 900 nucleotides long. RefSeq lists its product as uncharacterized. NCBI's taxonomy places the organism in Eukaryota, Metazoa, Arthropoda, Insecta, Diptera, Drosophilidae. The transcript is spliced from 3 exons. Bases 21 to 470 code for a protein of 149 amino acids. The record is from RefSeq and is a predicted model, not a curated record.
GUCUGAUUAACGGCCUUCACAUGAGCAUGCUGGGAUUCGUCUAUCUGGUUCUCAUCCUGGGUUGGAUACUGAUCGUAUUGUUCCUCAAGUGCAAAAAGUCCUUGGCAGCUCCCUUUCGCUUUGGCGAAAACUACACCGAUGCCAUUGCCGAUCCAGAACGACGUCCCUCAGUCCAUGUGAUCCAGCUGCAGCAGGAUGAUGUGGAGCGCGAAGAUCAUUAUAUGAACAACUUUCACCGAAACACGGAGAAUCUGCAGCGGUACUCGCAUCGCUCGCAACGCUCCACCUUGGAGGAGCGGACAAUCGAAAGAACAUAUCCCACGGAUGCGGUGAUAAAUCCUGCUUAUAUGCACGAUGAGGACUAUGUGAUCAAUGCCCCACCACCAUCCUACGAGGAGGUGAUGCGCCAGCCACAGGUGUAUCCUCAGGUGCGCCACAACAACCACAAGAUCAGCGAUGCUGACAUCUAGCCCAUAUAUCCCGAUUAUAAAAUUGUAUAUAAGCAUGUAUACUUCGUCUUGGUCAUCUGUGAUUAAAUUCUUUUUGGUUUGUUCUUUUAUUUCUCUUGCACCCAAAAAACAUAAUCAAUUCGAUUGAUUCAACUUAGGUGGCCUGCGCCCUCUUGCACAGCGAAUAAUAGUUUUACAUAAAAAAUGUACAAAAUGAUUUUACAUAGGUAUGGUUAUGAUUAAUGAUUACAAACAAACAGUCAGUCCACGUGUGCAGUUGUUACAGAUUGUAAUUGUAAAUAAACUAAGAGUGAAAAAUAUUAAAUAAAAUGUGUAAAAAAAAAUAAAACAUUUUCCUUUGCAUUCUUUUGGCUAAAUUAAGUCGCUAAAUUCGAUAUAUAUCUCGUACAUACAGACACCCAAGCUUGUACAUAUUGAUACAUAAAUGUGU